AUGAACAUAAACACCGCCACUUGGGACCCCAUUAUAGUGUUUCUAGUGGCGCAGAAAUUAGAUUCAGAUACGUUAAGAUGUUGGGAAGAGGAAGCUUACAAGGAGAACAGCGACGAGUUGUCUACGUGGGUGGCGUUGAAAAGGUUUCUCGAGUCUAAGUUUCGUACGCUCGAGUUAAUAGCACCUACCACUUCUACAGUAGCAAAAGAGAAGACACAAGGUCACAAGACGUAUCAUGUCGUAGCAAAGGACGCUGAGAACGCUAAGGGUGACUCUGCGUUCACCAAUAGUAGUUCAUCACCUAGUUGUGUGUAUUGCAAGGGUAACCAUUACAUUUAUAAUUGUAAAGAGUUCGCAAAACAAACUGUACUACAACGACGUGAUUUUGCGAAAACCAAAAACCUUUGCUUCAACUGCUUAGUCCCAAACCACACAGUCUUUAAAUGUAAACAAAAUAAGAAAUGCCGAGUCUGCGGAAGAAAACAUCACUCUCUCUUGCAUGAAGCAAAAGAAACAACACAAGAGAGUGACAAGGAAGAAAAUAACAAACAGGAAAGUAACAAACAAGAACAACCAACAGAACGGGUCACAAGCGCCCACUUCUCCAAGGAUCAAUCUGGUCGACGAGUGCUAUUGGCAACAGCACAAGUACAUGUUACAUCAAGCGACGGCGAAACACAUGUCUUGCGAGCAUUGAUCGACCAGGGCUCAGAGGCUUCACUUAUAUCUUCAAGAGUAGUCGAGCUCUUGAGAUUGAAGAAGACAACUAUCAAAGGUGUAGUCUCAGGUGUAGGAGAAGGAAACUUAGUUCCAUUAAAGCAUGUAGUGGACCUGUCAGUUACAUCGCGAUAUGAUAGAAUGAAUGUUAUUCAAGUAAAGGCAUAUGUCUUGAAAUCACUAUCUGCGAAAUUACCUUCAAAACAAAUCACGAUGGACUGGCCAGCCCUCCAAAACCUAUUAUUGGCUGACCCUACGUAUAACACACCGGGCAAGAUUGAUAUACUACUCGGUGCAGACGUCUUUUGCAAAAUCAUAGAAGAUGGUUUAGUAAGAUGUUCUGAUGGCAUAGUGGCUCAGAAAACUACUUUGGGGUGGAUACUUUCAGGUCAAAGCGAGGACAAAUCAAUUAGCGACGAACACAAAAUAACAACAUUACAUGUGACAAGUAUGGUAUCAGAAGACAAUGAUCUAUUGAAAAGUUUCUGGGAAAUUGAAACAGCUUUAUACAAGAAAAGACAACUAUUUACAAGGGAAGAAGAGAUGUGCGAAGAAAUUUACAAGAAGACAACUAAAAGAAUAAACGGUAAAUACACAGUGCACUUACCUUUGCGACAAGGAAUAGAAGAGACACUAAAAUUAUGUGGAGACACGAAACAACAAGCCGUUUAUAGAUUCAAACAACUGGAGAAGAAGUUUCAAAGGUCUCAGAGUUUUAAGUCAGAUUAUUCUAAGGUAAUUCAGGAGUAUAUUGAAAUGGGUCAUUUGAAAAGAUCUAAUUCUAAUGAUGACAACAAAUCAGUCUACCUCCCUCAUCAUGCGGUAAUACGCGAAGACAAGGACACAACAAAGGUUCGAGUAGUUUACGACGCGUCAGCAAAGGGUUCUAAUGGACAUUCUUUGAACGACACCAUGAUGAUCGGACCUGUAUUACAACCAGACUUACGAAGCUUAAUUAUAACAUGGCGAACACAUCGGAUAUGUGUUGUGGGAGACAUAAUCAAGAUGUACCGAAUGAUUGACAUGACACCAGAGCACACAAAUUUACAACGAAUAGUCUGGCGAAAUAAUCCAGAAGACCAACUAGAAAGCUACAACUUGAUGACCGUAACCUUCGGUACAGCUGCAGCCCCCUAUCUAGCUGUACGAACGUUACUACAACUCGCCGAAGAUGAAGCACUUGAAUUUCCAAAUACAGCACCUGUAAUAAAGAAUUCGUUUUUUAUGGAUGAUUUGAUGACAGGAAAUGACACUGAAGAAAAGGUAAUGAAAAUGUGUGAGGAAAUAAAGGUGAUACUAAGUAGAGGGAAUUUUAAAAUGCAAAAGUGGUCUAGCAACUCAGAAAGGGUAUUAAAGGGAUUACAGGAAGGAAAUAAUGCAAAUAGUACUACGAAGGAUGGAAUAGAGAUAAAACUAGACAAAGUUUUAAAAAUUCUAGGAUUAACUUGGGAUAGGAAGGAUGACACGUUCAAAUUCACAAUUAACUUACCUGAAGCGCGAUGUCCCGUAACGAAGAGAGCUAUUCUAUCUGAUGUAGCAAGGCUAUUUGACCCAUUUGGAUGGCUGUCUCCUGUGAUUGUUGACGCUAAAGUUUUUAUACAAAAACUGUGGCUGUGCAACAUGGGAUGGGAUGACGAGCUGCCAUCACAGUUAAUAGACGAAUGGAUGACAUAUAGAAGGGAAUUAAUACAUCUGCAAAACAUCGCAAUACCACGCUGGUUUAAAACUACACCGAUUAAUUAUGAAAACAUUGAAUUGCAUGGUUUUGCAGAUGCAUCUAUGAAAGCAUAUGCUGCCGUAACUUACCUGAAGGUUAUUGAAGGGAACACAGUGCAUAUCACAAUCAUCGCGUCUCGUACCAAGGUUGCGCCGUUGAAGCAAUUAUCAAUUCCAAAACUGGAAUUAUGCGCCGCAGCAUUGUUAGCAGAAUUAAUUAAUGACCUGAAAGACCUGUUGAAAAUACCUAAAAACAAAAUCUUCGCGUGGACUGAUUCAAUGGUGGUUAUGUCUUGGUUGCAAUCUCAACCUAGUCGUUGGCGAACAUUUGUCGCAAACCGAGUAGCAGACAUAACAAGAAUUCUAGAUAAUGACCGAUGGAGAUUUGUUCAAUCCACCGAUAAUCCAGCCGAUAUCGCUACAAGAGGCGUGAAAGCAAGCGACCUGGCUUCCUUUGAUUUAUGGUGGUCUGGACCUGAAUGGUUAAAACACAAAAAUGUCGAUACACAUACCUAUGAAAUUCCACAAACUGAAUUAGAAUUGAAAGCAUCAUCGUUUCACACAAAUGUAGAAGACAAACCAAUCUGGGAAUAUUUUUCUUCAAUUUCUAGAAUGAAAAGAAUACUGGCUUACUGCCGAAGAUUUAGAAAACAAGAAGGAGAAACAAGAGAAAAAUAUUUAACAGUAAAUGAGCUAGACAAGGUAUUGGAAUUAUGUAUAAAAUAUUAUCAAGGCUUAGUUUAUCAGAAGGAUAUUGAAGAUUUACAGACUGAUGGAAACGUAAAGAAAAGGAGUUCUCUUAUCUCACUUGCUCCGUUUUUGGAUAAAAACGGUAUUAUAAGAGUGGGAGGAAGGUUAGAAAACGCCGAGAUAGCUGAUAUUACAAAACACCCGAUUGUAAUACCAUGUAACCAGCAUCUAACUAAGUUAAUAGUCCAAGAAGCUCACCUUAGAACACUACAUGGAGGGAUACAAGCGAUGAUGGCUUAUGUGAGAACGAGAUACUGGGUGAUAGGUUUGAAGUCUGUGGUCAGGAAAUGUAUUCACAACUGUAAGACGUGCAUUUUGGAUAAAGCGAAGGUGAAAUUUCAAUUCAUGGGACAACUGCCAGCUGUUAGAGUCAAUCAAUAUCGGCCAUUUAUGAAUAGUGGAGUUGAUUACGCUGGACCAGUUUUAAUGAGAACCUCGAAGGGUCGCGGACACCACGCCACAAAGGGCUAUAUUUGUUUGUUUGUGUGCAUGGCCACUCGCGCAAUCCAUUUAGAAGCUGUCACAGACCUAACAACACAAGCCUUUAUAGCCGCAUUUAGGAGAUUUGUUGCGCGCCGAGGUCAUUGCUCGAACUUGUGGAGCGACAACGGCACAAAUUUCGUUGGCGCUGCGAAGGAAUUGAAAGAAAUGUUCCGGAAGGGCAAGAAUAAUAUCGCGAAAGAAGCGGCUGAACUUCUAGCUAAUGAUAACACAACAUGGCACUUCAUACCACCAAGGAUGCCCACAUGUGGAGGGCUAUGGGAAGCGGGAGUUCAGUCUGCUAAAAGACACCUCUUUAGGAUAAACAAGGACAUGAAGCUGACCUAUGAAGAAAUUUCUACGCUCUUAGCACAAAUCGAGGCAUGUCUUAAUUCGCGCCCUCUUUAUCAAAUGGACAACACUAUAAUGCCACUUACUCCAGGGCAUUUUUUAGUUGGUGAACCCUUGAUUUCGGUUCCUGAUACAAAUUAUGAAUGCCAACCUGUCAGUCUUUUGACUAGGUGGCAAGUUAUACAGAAAAUGACUCAAGAUUUCUGGCAUCGAUGGCGUUCAGAAUAUCUUAACACACUCCAACAAAGAUACAAGUGGCAAGUGAAGGUUCCGGAGCCUGCUAUUGGAGAUGUCGUUAUCAUUAAAGAGGAUAACUUGCCGCCUACGAAAUGGUUGUUGGGACGAGUGAAACAAAUACAUCCUGGAAAGGACAAUCUCGUAAGAGUAGUAACAGUUCAGACAGCAGGCAACAACGAGUUGAAAAGGCCUCUAUACAAAUUGAUACCGCUUCCUAAAGAACCUAAAGUUUAG
Spodoptera frugiperda (fall armyworm) is the source of this 4485-nucleotide messenger RNA. RefSeq lists its product as uncharacterized. The coding region runs from base 1 to 4485 and encodes 1494 amino acids. NCBI's taxonomy places the organism in Eukaryota, Metazoa, Arthropoda, Insecta, Lepidoptera, Noctuidae. The transcript has a single exon. The record is from RefSeq and is a predicted model, not a curated record. Gene Ontology annotation, molecular function: nucleic acid binding. Gene Ontology annotation, biological process: DNA integration.